AAAACCCUAGAUGGGAAGGGGAAAGAUAGUGAUCCGAAGGAUCGAUAACUCAACGAACAGGCAAGUUACUUUCUCAAAGAGAAGGAAUGGAUUGUUGAAGAAAGCUAAGGAGCUAGCGAUUCUUUGCGAUGCUGAAGUUGGAUUGAUUAUUUUCUCUAGUACUGGAAAGCUCUAUGAGUUUUCUAACACCAGCAUGAAAUCAGUUAUUGAACGAUACACCAAAACGAAGGACGAUUGUCAGCAAUUGCAUAAUCCAGUGCCAGAACUCAAGCUGUGGCAGAGGGAGGCAGAGAUCUUGCGGCAACAACUACAGGAUCUGCAAGGGAAUCAACGGCAAUUAUUGGGAGAGGAGGUAAGUGGUUUGGGCGUAAAAGAACUAACAGAUCUGGAGAAUCAACUGGAAAUGAGCUUAAAGGGAAUCCGUAUGAAAAAGGAGCAAAUAUUGAAGGAUGAAAUUCAAGAGCUAACUCGAAAGGGGAGCAUAAUACAUCAAGAAAAUUUGGAACUCUACAAGAAGGCUUAUGGUACAAGAGAUGCUCAUGCAGUGAAUGGAAACAUCAACUAUAUAUAUCCGUAUCGCUUUACAGUGAGUAGAGAAGUUCAGGCCCCCAUCCAUCUGCAGCUAAGCCAGCCUGAGACACAAAAUUUUGAGAUGCAAGUAGGAACAUCUGAUUCAAGUCACAGAGAUUCAGAACUUUCUCAAACAAGUUCCCAGCAAUUCUCUGAAUGA
Messenger RNA from Solanum verrucosum, 730 nucleotides. Its product is annotated as MADS-box transcription factor 23-like. Gene Ontology annotation, biological process: positive regulation of transcription by RNA polymerase II. Gene Ontology annotation, cellular component: nucleus. The record is from RefSeq and is a predicted model, not a curated record. Gene Ontology annotation, molecular function: RNA polymerase II cis-regulatory region sequence-specific DNA binding; protein dimerization activity; DNA-binding transcription factor activity, RNA polymerase II-specific. Lineage: Eukaryota; Viridiplantae; Streptophyta; Magnoliopsida; Solanales; Solanaceae. The transcript has 8 exons. The coding region runs from base 11 to 730 and encodes 239 amino acids.